AUCCAUGACGAGAAUGGGCUGAAGCCGGUGAUGGUGUACAUCCACGGGGGCUCCUACAUGGAGGGCACCGGCAACAUGAUCGACGGAAGCAUCCUGGCAAGCUACGGCAACGUCAUCGUCAUCACUAUCAACUACCGCCUGGGGGUGCUCGGCUUCCUGAGUACGGGCGACCAGGCGGCCAAGGGGAACUAUGGUCUGCUGGACCAGAUCCAGGCUCUCCGCUGGGUGAAGGAGAACGUCUCCGCCUUCAAGGGCGACCCCAAGAGGGUGACCAUCUUCGGCUCCGGGGCGGGGGCCUCCUGCGUCAGCCUGCUCACCCUGUCACACUACUCUGAGGACCUCUUUCAGAAGGCCAUCAUUCAAUCCGGCACGGCCCUCUCCAGCUGGGCCGUCAACUACCAGCCGGGGAAGUAUACGCGCGUGCUGGCCGAGAAGGUGGGCUGCAACAUGCUGGACAGCAUUGACCUGGUGGAGUGCCUGCAGAAGAAGUCCUACAAGGAGCUGGUGGAGCAGUACGUCACCCCCGCCAAGUACCACAUCGCCUUCGGGCCGGUCAUCGACGGUGACGUCAUCCCAGACGACCCUCAGAUCUUGAUGGAGCAGGGCGAGUUCCUCAACUAUGACAUCAUGCUGGGCGUCAACCAAGGGGAGGGGUUUAAGUUCGUGGACGGCAUCGUUGACUCCGAGGACGGCGUCUCUGCCAACGAUUUCGACUUCGCCGUGUCGGACUUCGUGGACCAUCUCUACGGAUACCCCGAGGGGAAGGACACCCUCCGCGAGACCAUCAAGUUCAUGUACACGGACUGGGCGGACAAGGAGAACCCGGAGACGCGCCGGAAGACGCUGGUGGCACUGUUCACGGACCACCAAUGGGUGGCGCCGGCGGUGGCCACGGCCGACCUCCAUGCGCAGUACGGGUCGCCCACCUACUUCUACGCCUUCUACCACCACUGCCAAAGCGACAUGAAGCCCAGCUGGGCCGACUCGGCGCACGGAGACGAGGUCCCGUAUGUCUUCGGGAUCCCCAUGAUCGGACCGACCGACCUGUUCAACUGCAACUUUUCCAAGAACGACGUGAUGCUCAGCGCCGUGGUCAUGACCUACUGGACCAACUUCGCCAAGACUGGCGACCCGAACCAGCCGGUCCCCCAGGACACCAAGUUCAUCCACACCAAACCCAACCGUUUCGAGGAGGUGGCCUGGACCAAGUACAAUCCAAAGGACCAGCUGUACCUCCACAUCGGGCUGAAGCCACGCGUCCGCGACCACUACCGUGCCACCAAGGUGGCCUUCUGGCUGGAGCUGGUGCCGCACCUCCACAACAUCAACGACAUCAUCCAGUACGUCUCCACCACCACCAAGAUCCCCCCGCAGGACACCACGCCGUACCCUUACACCAAACGCUUCCCGGGGAAGAACAACUGGCCCUCCACCACGCGGCACCCGGGGCUCCCGCCGGCCAACACCAAGCAGGGCACGGACCAGCGGAAGGGCGGGAAUGACAACGGCGAUCCCGGCGACGGGUCAGCGGUGGUCAUCGAGACGAAGAGGGACUACUCCACGGAGCUGUCGGUGACCAUCGCAGUGGGUGCCUCGCUCCUCUUCCUCAACAUCCUGGCCUUCGCCGCACUCUACUACAAGAAGGACAAGCGGCGCCACGACUCCAAUCGCCGGCUCCCCACGGUGCCGCAGCGGGGCGGGGAGUGCGGCGGGAGGGGCCUCGGGCCCGGCUCGGCCGCUGCCGCCGCCGCUGCUUCCGCCGGCACCAACGAUGUGGCGCACCUGCAGAGCGAGGAGCUGAUGAGCCUGCAGAUGAAGCAGCAGCAGCAGCAGCUGCUUGAGCACGAGCACCUCCAGGAGCACCUGCAGGAUCACCUGCACCUGCAGGAUCACCUGCACCUGCAGGUGCAGCAGCAGCAGCACCUGGAGUGCGGCGUGGCUCUACAGGCUCACGACGCGGCUCUGGCGCGGCUGGCGUGCCCGCCAGACUACACACUGACGCUGAGGCGCUCGCCGGACGACCUGCCCUCCAUGAUGGCGCCCAGCACCAUCACCAUGCUCCCGGGCUCCCUGGGCGGCAUGCAGCCACUGCACAACACCUUCAACACCUUCGGCGGAAGUCAGAACAGCACCAAUCUGCCCCACGGACACUCCACCACCAGGGUAUAGCUCCACCCCCGGAGGGGCCUGGAGGAGGAGGUCCAGGUGGGGUCUGGGACCGGGUGGACUAACCGACGCAGGGGGGGUUUGUAGUUGGACGCGGAGACCCUGGAUGGGGUAGGACUGGAUGAAGGGUGGAGAGAAGAUUGGGGUUGGAUGGAGCAGGAGAAGGGGGUUGUUUUGAGGUAGGGGAGAAUGGGUUGUUUGGACGUGGAGACCCUGGUUGGCCGGGGUUGGAUAUAGGGCGGAGAGAAGGCUGGGGUUGGAUCGCGAUGAGCAGGGGAUCGUUUUUCUACCCUGAUUCCCUGGUUUGGGUGAGGUUAGCAGCUGGAGGAGAAGGGGUCUGGAUUCAGGAUUGCAGGAUUCGGCCAGCACAAAAUUUACAUGGAAAACUGGGACUUGGACGUGGGUUGGGAGCGCGAGGAGAGACCAAGAGCUACGAGGACUUUGAGGUCUUGGGGGCUUCGGAGGUCUUUGGGGCCUGGGAGGGUCUCGGAGGGUGAGACGUUAUUUUACUACCACGCCUUCUCAGUGAACCAUCGCCCGUAUCCUCACACAGACUUCUGGAACAGACCAGGUCUAGACAUCAGAGGGACGGCCGCAUUCAGAGUCACGUCCGGGAGGCCAAGGGUCUGGCCCCCCUCUCCAACCAAACUUUUAUGUUGAACUUAUUUCGCCACGGAGAGUUUGACCAAAAGAUUGAAAUUAUCGCCGAAGGGGAAAACCUUACAAUCACACACUCCUGCUCACAAACUACUCUCAUUUCUGUGGCCAUUUUGUGCCAUGAAACAGAUGUGUAUAUAUAUAUAUAUAUAUAUAUAUAUAUAUAUAUAUAUAUAUAUAUAUAUGAACAAUCCGAAGUGGACAGGGGCAGUGGCAAUCUUUUGAUUAUCGCUCCGCUACUGAGAGAGUAAUGGACAACCGAGACAGUAAUCCGAUAAAGGAUCCAUAUGUUGAAUAUUAAAUAUCGACUGGGGCGAAAACUUUCAAAAUGAAAAUCACCCCCGGGGGCCUGAAAUGUAUUUAUGAAACCUUUUUAAAGAACAAAAAAGUAUAUAGUUGUGAGCAGAGGUUUAAUGAAAAAAGUUUAAAGAUAUCAAAAGAGCUUUUAUUGUUGUUGAUUUUGUUUUUGAUUUAUCGGUUGAAUCCCUGUGCUUUUCCGUUCGCUGUGUGUGUGUGUAAAUAUCCGUACUUUAAAUGUUAUGAUUUUAUCGGAAUUACAACGUUUUCUACGUUUUUUAUUUUCCGUGUUUUUUUUCUUCUUAUUUUAACCACAAAAUGGCCGAAACGCAAAAACAAUCCCCAUUUAAUGAGGACGCACAUUUUAACACGACUUUUGGCGGUCGGCUGUUUUGGGAAAAUCAUGAUAUUUAUAAAAAGUUCAUGAUUGAGCGUUCAACAUCAUCGUUCUUCGCGUAAAAUCAUACUUGCAUGCCCCGAUAAAAACUUUUGGAUUUUCUUCUUCUUCUGAUACUGUUGGACACCCCUCUACUCUUAAAACAGGACAUGGUAUGAUCCUAUCCCCCACACACACAUACACACGUACUAGACUUUUCGGCGGUCUAAUUUUAUAUGGUUUCAUUUUUCCUUUUUGUCUUGCUAUCGAAACACUGCCUCAGCUUAACUUAACUUAACUGAAAUGUGGCCCGCUAUGUUAUAUUUGGAAACCGACAAAAAACAAAAAACAAAGCAGUGAAUUUUUUUGUUUAGCCUAAUUUGAAUACGUUUGUAAAAGAGGUAUAUGUUAGAUAUUUCAAAUUUGUCAUUUGCUAGAAAUAUGUACAUGUGCCGGCUUGUGAUAUUUUUGGGGUUAUGGAAGCAAGUGAAUGAUUGUAAAUAUUAAUGACAUUAUUAUAUAAAAAGUAUGGAGGAAAGUAAAACUAACUUUUUAAUUCUGCAUCCUUUGUCGACAAAUUAAGCCAAAAAAAAGAGAUUUCAAUCGACAUUUGUCAAUUCUAUAUGAGAUAUUCUGUUGAGCCCUCAGUUCGGUCAGGAUUUAAAGGUUUUAUUGUAGAGUUUGGAAGAUUCCUUAGUUUGUCUUCUGGUAUUUGUUUGCAGUUUUGCCUUAAGUAAUAUCAAUAAUAUCUGUGGCUGGACAGCUGUAUAAACUUUUUCUGCAGCAUUUUAAUAAAAUAUUAAAGUAUUUUCUAAAAAACGACAA
Messenger RNA from Gadus macrocephalus (Pacific cod), 4321 nucleotides. It is a transcript of the gene nlgn4xa, whose product is annotated as neuroligin 4 X-linked a. Lineage: Eukaryota; Metazoa; Chordata; Actinopteri; Gadiformes; Gadidae. The coding region runs from base 31 to 2169 and encodes 712 amino acids. Gene Ontology annotation, cellular component: cell surface; synapse; postsynaptic specialization membrane. Gene Ontology annotation, biological process: presynaptic membrane assembly; postsynaptic membrane assembly; chemical synaptic transmission. The transcript is spliced from 5 exons. Gene Ontology annotation, molecular function: neurexin family protein binding; signaling receptor activity. The record is from RefSeq and is a predicted model, not a curated record.